Molecule: messenger RNA, 1231 nt
Organism: Aspergillus saccharolyticus JOP 1030-1
Lineage: Eukaryota; Fungi; Ascomycota; Eurotiomycetes; Eurotiales; Aspergillaceae
Exons: 2
Coding region: 1-780 (259 amino acids)
Source: RefSeq, a predicted model, not a curated record
AUGGGCACCGUGACCUACCGUGAUGGAAUCGCUAUCCUACAGCUCAUCAUAUUCCCCUUCAUUGUGGUCGCCGCCUUAUUCAUCUGGAACCGCACGGGCUGGAAAGCUGGCAGCAAGAUCUGGCGGUUUGCAGUCACCCUUUCGCUCAUUCGGAUCGCUGGCAGCAUCUCGUCGCUGCUGACCAUCAAUAAUGAUUCAUACAACGUUGAAGUCGCCGUGGCCGUGUGCGAACUAAUUGGAAUCGCGCCCUUGUUACUCACAUACGUCGGCUUGUUGAGGCAAAUUGACACGCAACAAAGCCUCCCUCCUCGGCUCAUCAACGGAGUGGCCAUCAUCUGUGUCAUUGGCCUGAUACUUGGUAUUGCCGGUGUCAGUAGCGCUAGCGACAAUGGCACCUAUCAUCCCGAUAGCAUCGUCAAAGCGUCGAUGGGCAUCUUCCUCGCGGUCUUCGUCAUCAUUCUUCUCCUUACCUAUCUGCUCUUCGUCCGAGUUCGGCCCACCAUGCGGGUGUUCCAGAAGAAGCUCUUUCUCGCCAUUGCCUGCUCUUGUCCCUUGCUGGUUGUUCGACUGGUUUACUCGGCGCUCGGAGAUUUCACUACAGAUUCCCGGUUCACGGUACUCGUGGGAAGUCCCACCAUCUAUCUGUGCAUGGAUGUGCUGGAGGAAAUCUUCGCCAUGAUUAUCACCAUGGUGCUUGCAGUAUCUGCUGUGUUGGAGAAGGACUUUGUCCAGCCGGGCUCCAUCAGGCAACCUGAAGAGGGGAAAAUCGAGGGGGUAUAAGGCCGUUUACCGUGGCGACGGCAGGAGACUGUUCUAGUGUGAUGUUGUAUAAUUGGUUUUGGUUUCCGAGAGUAUCUUUCCUUAUUCGAAGAUCGCAUAUCUAUAGAGUUUCCGCACUGUCCACAUUGUUUCAGUUUGUACUGAAUGAUAAUCAUCCCUGUUCAUGCCCUUAUACUGAAUAAGUAUCACACAUAGGCCGACAAGUGCUGUAGGAAACAUAACCUAAGCAAGCUGGGUGCUUAGCUGCAUUGGAGGCCCCACCCCAAGAGGGAAUCUCUUUUGGGUAACUCAUAACCCAGUGAAUAUUACGUACCUAGUCGUUGGCUGUGUCCGGGCGUCGAUUAUCUCAUUGGAUAGGGUUGUUGGUACGCCCGGUCAUCGUGGAGUUUGACAUGUUUAGGGCGUUUUGUGGCUAUCCGCCGUGGGUCCAAUGGAUGUGGUUGGCUCGUCC